Trichoderma harzianum CBS 226.95 is the source of this 705-nucleotide messenger RNA. RefSeq lists its product as hypothetical. The record is from RefSeq and is a predicted model, not a curated record. The transcript has a single exon. NCBI's taxonomy places the organism in Eukaryota, Fungi, Ascomycota, Sordariomycetes, Hypocreales, Hypocreaceae. Bases 204 to 659 code for a protein of 151 amino acids.
GUUUUGAAGAGGGGGGGAGAGGGGGGGGGGGUUGAUGUCAAGCAAGAUCUAGUCGAUGGGGGCAAAAGUUUUGCUCUUCUCUUCUUCCCGUCUGCUGACUGAGCCUUCGGUUCUGAGCGCUGAGAAUUUUUCUUUCUUUUCUUUUUUGUCACUUUUUUCCUUCUCUGCUCUCUGCCUUUUACCUGGCCGGCACAGGCGCUGGCAUGGAUUUGCGAUGGGCUGGGUUUAUUAUGGGCUGGGCGGGCAGAACCCAUCCGUUGUUUCUCACGCCCAAUUCGCCAGCAGUGACAGGGGGUUGCGUUUUCCCUUCGGCACUGCCCCCAGCUGCUGCCUGUGAUUUGUACCGCUACCUAGCCCCGAGGUACCCUUCCAAGUCUCUUUCAGUGCUCGUACAUCCACAUCCAUGCGAUCCAUUUGCUGUGAUGACAUCGGUUACACAAAACAUCCAGACUCCCACUGUACGAACCCUGUCCUUCCGCUCGGAGCAUCACAUCGCUUCAGGUCAGGUCGGGUCAGGUUCAGGGUCCGGCAUCGAGCAAACGGGAUGCUGCUCAGCCCUAUCUAUCCGCCACAUCGAACGCGCAUCUCCAUCUCCAUCUCCCCCCCCUCCAUCAUCCUUCAGAUUCCCUCGACAUGCUCCGUCCAGGUAUCCAAGCUGAGGUGUACGGGUAGCACACGAGUCACUGAUACUGUACAGCACUGCAG